Bombus terrestris (buff-tailed bumblebee) is the source of this 2708-nucleotide messenger RNA. Its product is annotated as sialin. Bases 290 to 1867 code for a protein of 525 amino acids. Gene Ontology annotation, molecular function: transmembrane transporter activity. The transcript has 9 exons. Gene Ontology annotation, cellular component: plasma membrane. NCBI's taxonomy places the organism in Eukaryota, Metazoa, Arthropoda, Insecta, Hymenoptera, Apidae. The record is from RefSeq and is a predicted model, not a curated record. Gene Ontology annotation, biological process: monoatomic anion transport; transmembrane transport.
CGGUCGGCAAAAUAUCACGAGGCAGGCCUCAAACGGUGUUUCAAGGCUGUCCUGGCAUAGGUACUUAUUGUAUCAAGUCUCGUUAACGGAGAUGUUCAUUCACUCGUACUCCCAGAUGGCCAGUAUAGUUCGUGCAACUCGCGACUAUCCGAUUGACCCCGCAUCACCGUGCAAAGAGGUGUCAGUGAAAAAUUGGCGUGCUUCACCAUAAAAUGUGUUUAAGUCUGUAUCAUUUAAGUCUGUGUCGCGUAAUGAAAACUUCAGCUGUACAUCGAUACAUGUGAUAAGUAUGGCAGCGCUCGUUCGUCUUAAACGUGGAAGCGUUCAGUUGAGACAUGCGGCGCUGGAAAUGAAAGCGGCUGUACGAGCGCGACAUAUCGUUGCUGCGCUCGUUGCAGUAGGAUUUGCACUUUGUGGUUCAGUGGAAGUGAGUUCUUCGGUCGCAUUGCUCGCCAAUCAGAAAGACAAUCAUGCCAUCAUCGACACAUCGUGGCAUUGCGAGAUGCUGGUCAACAUCAGUAGUCGUAAUCGUACCGAAGACUUUGAAGUUAUACUCAUGGAGUUGCCACCGGAGGAACGUGCAGAAUCCAUAAUGAGGGAAGCGUUCCUAUGGGGUCAAGUGGCUGGUCCAAUUUUAGGGGGGUGUUUAGUAUGGGGGAGAUCAGGCCCAUCUAUGGUGUUUUCGCGUGCAGUUCUUAGUGCUUGUCUGGCAUCUUUAUUGGUACCAGCUGCAUGGAGGGGUCCGUCUCACGUAGCACUUCGUCUCUUUCAGGGAUUAUGCACAGGGGCAACUAUGCCUGCUGCUCACAUGCUUGCUAUGACCUGGUUUAAGAGCACUCACAGAAGUUGGUACUUCAGUUGCUAUGCUGCGGUCAGCGUUGGAUACUGUCUCACAGGAUGGUUAGGUACAGCUAUUGUUCGAUGUCUUGGCCGAGAUUCACUUUGUUAUGGUCUCGUUUGCAUUGCUCUGUGUUGGUACUUCGCUUUUGGUCGAUUUGUCAAAGAUUCGCCGAAAUCUUAUCAGCACGAUACAAAUGCUGCUGUGAUUCCAUGGGGAAAAUUACUACGAUCGGUUCCUGUUUGGGCAUCUGCUGUAGCAACGAUGGGAAAUCAAUGGGGCGAUGCAACGCUUGCCCUUGGUAUGACGAAGUACCUAAAACUUAUUUAUGGAUUCUCAACAGCUAAUGAUUCUGUUCUAACAACGUUACCACACAUUGGUCAUUUCAUGGCUGCGUUAACAUGCGGUCUUCUUGUAGAUCACGUUCGCGAAUCAAAAAUAGUUUCGACAACCACAGCUAGAAAGUUGGUCGUAUAUACCGCUCAUUUUAUUCCCGCUGCCCUACUUUUUGUCGCUGGUUACGCCGGUUGUCAAGCAUUAGGGGCAGCUUGGUUAGGUAUAGCCGCUCUUCUUGUCUCUGGAACUGCACCAGCAGGUGCUUUAGCAGCUAUAGCAGACCUUGCACCUGUAGAAUCUCCAGCUUGCGCAGCGGCCGCGUGUGCAUUGUGCUCGACUCUAGGCGCAGCAGGACUGUUGGCUGCCAAUUACUUUGUCACUCAGGCCCUUCAUGGCUCCAUCGCUGGUUCGUGGCGGUUGGUCUUCGGUGUCGCUUCCGUCGUUCUGUUAACAACUGCUGCGGUUUUCUUAGCACUUGGAAAAGGCGUGCCACAACCGUGGAUUCCUUCCGUAGCUCGGCCGCGAAGUCACGAUGCAAUUUACGAGCAAGACGCCUUGGAACUUGAUUACGAGGAUGUUGCUGUGCAGACAGAGCCUUUCAGUCCUUAUCCACUUGAGGAGGACACCGAAAGCGCGAAAAAUGUGCCUCGUUCCGCCUCAGUCCACUCGAAAGUUUCCCUGUCAUCUAGUUAAUUUGUUAACCAGAUCAUUUCUUAACCCUUGAACAGCGAAUUUUUCAAGAGUACGGCUGGUCUCUUGGGCUGGUCACAUUUUAUAUAGAGAUUAGAUAUUAUUAUUUCUCUGAAUUACUUUUUUUUAUUGAUACCGAGGUCUGUGACAUAAUUUAUUCGUCUGAAAGUAUAUGGUAUUUUUUAUUAUAACUCGUUACAACGGAUACAUAAAGCAGUAUUUAUAGUACGAUUUUUACAAAUGUAUUUGCGACAUUUUGUAUAUUUUGUACUGUAUUUUGUAUCGUUGCUAGAUUGAUACGUACAGCGAGUAAAAAUGACCCAGUAUUUGCCAGGCGAAGAUUAACCUUUAUAAUUAUAGAACCAAAAGAUAACAAAGAUAAAUUACAAUUUCAGCUUGAACAGUUUCAGUCCUUGCAAGUGUGAUCAUGGUUUAACUGAUUUUUAAAAGAAAUGAUACAGUGGAUUAGGAGACCUAUAAGUAGAAUAGUUAUGCCGAUUACAAUGAUGUUCUAUAAUUUGAAUUUAUAAUUAAUUAGGAAAAUUAUAAUUAAGAAAUUAUGCGCGUUGGCAUGCCAUGUUCACGGUCAUGUAAGGAGAAUUUGAUAUUUAUUUAGUAUUUUUAAGCGUUUUACGUUCGUACCUAAGGAGCUUUCUUGUUUAAAGCUUGUAAACUUGUACAGAAUGUUAAAAAACUAUUAGUAAUUUUAGGAUAAAUGUUACUAAGAAUUGUAUAUAGCAUGUAAACAAGUUGUAUAUUUUUUAAGUUACUUGGAAUUAUGGAUUAAUGUUAUUAAGAUUUGUAACGUUUGAUUAAAUAGGAAUAUAAUUUACCGUUAAAGACA